AUGAAGCCAGAGCAGAAGGACAUCGACGAGUCGAUCGAGAUCAUCCAACAGGCCGUCGUCGACCUUGACUCUGCCUCGCUUAACGCUGCCAUUGGUCUGCUCGAGAAUACUGCCCCAGCUGGCAAGACUGCCGGCAAGUGCCAAGAGGAGUUGGUCGAGAUCUCCAGACAGCUGGCCUCGUCCAUGAAGGUGUUCCUCGCUGCACCAAAGGAUGCACCACAGAACCUCGGCAAGUCUGCCAAGGAGACCGCCCACAUUCUGCCAAAGAUUGUCAAGGUGUCCAAGGAGUUGGCUUCGCUCACCACCAACACCGAGAUCAAGCAGACCCAGCUGCAGUUGUCCAAGAAGUUGGCCGACAGCAUGUUGGAGUUGAUGAUUGCCGCCAAGGGUGGCGAUGUCAGCGACUCCAAGCAGGCCUACAACGCCUCGCAGGCCAUCGCCGAUAUUCUCACAUCAGUCAAGGGCGGUGUCAUGCAGUCACGUGACUGUGAUGAGGCCAUCCAGACCAUCAACAAGUCCAAGGAGACUCUGUUCAAGCCAGCCAACGACUCAAAGGGCAAGACCUACCAGGAGUACAAGGACGACACCACCGAGAUCGCCAAGGCAUUGGCUCUCGGUAUCUCAUCUUUGGUAACUGCCACCAAGAACAAGCCAGAGGAGAUCGGUUCGAACGCCCUCAACGUCGGAGGCAUCAUCCCAAGACUUGUGGAGAGCACUCGUACUACCGCCGCCGCCACCAACGACGCCGCUGCCCGCCAGAAGUUGCUUGAGGCCACCAACGGCAUUGUUGGCGCCACCGCUUCGAUCAUCCACGACGCUAAGUUGGCCAGCGCUGACCACAAGAACGCUGCCCUGCAGGCAAAGAUCAACGACAACUUCAAGAACAUCACCACAACCAUCGCCACCCUUAUCAGUGCGCUCAAGGCUGGUGCCACAGGUGACCGUGACAUUGACAAUGCAUUGGAAUCCAUCUCGAGAGUCACCUCUGACCUCGAUGCCGCCUCGCUCUUUGCCGCUGCCGGUCAGGUCGAUGUUGACACCACUGGACACACCCCACAGCAGGUCCAGGCUGACAUUGAUCGUCUGGCCAAGGAGCUGCACGCCGCCAACCAGGUGUUGAUCAAGUCGGCCACCAUCGAGGAGGUCGGAACCAACGCCAAGCACAUUGCCAGUCUCGACCAGCAAUUGUCCCAAGCUACCAAGGUCUGUGCCGCCCUCACCUCUGACCCAUCGAUGCAGCAGAAUAUCCUCAAUGCCUCGAGAAACGUCAGUUCAUCGCUGCAGUCAACCAUCUCUGCCACCAGAAACGCACAGAAGAACCCCAACCCAACCACCAAGGGCCAGAUGACCACUGCCUCCAAGAACCUCGACGAGUCGAUCGACUCGCUGAAGACCCUGGCCAACUCAUCCACCUCCACAAAGGGUAUCCGCGAGUUGGACUCUGUCGCUGUCGAGAUCAGAAAGCAGUUGGGCAACUACGACACCCCCAACGCACCAAAGAACGCGUCAGCCACCGCCGAGGACGUCGUCACCUCUGCCAAGUCAUUGGCCGAGUCGAUUGCCUACUUGGUCAGCUCGACCAACACUGCACCAGACGAGCUCAAUGAGGCUUCCAAGGGAACGAUCGCAUCAGUCAGAUCCCUGCUGCAGAAUGCCAAGGGUGCCACUCGUCUCACAGACGACGCAGUCAUCCAACAGAACGUCACAGAGUCAGCCAAGGAUGCUUCCAACAAGAUCCUCAAGCUGAUCCAAGCCGCCAAGAACGUCCGUUCCGACCCAACCAACCACCAGGCACAGAACAAGUUGUCUGACGCCUCUGGUGAGGUGGCUGAGGCCAUCAACGAGGUCGUGUCUGCCGCUGGUGAUUUGCCAGGUGGAGAGAGAGCCAAGAAGCUCUUCCAGGCUGGUGAGAACCUUGAGGAGAUGGCCGAGAAGGAGUUGAAGGAGGCCGCCAGAGUCAUUGAGGAGGCUACCGCCGCCCUGCUCAAGGCCAAGAAGAAGCGUGAGGACGCUCGUGCCGCCUCUGGCAUUGAUGAGGCAGGUAUCGAUGAGGCUAUCCUCGAGGCUGCCCGUGCCAUUACCAGUGCCACCGGUAUCCUGGUCAACUGUGCCACCGCCGUGCAACACGAGUUGGUCGUUCAGGGUAAGGUCAACAAGGGAGGCGCCAACGUCUACCGUCGUGACCCAACAUGGGCUCGUGGACUUAUCUCUGCUGCCCAGGCCGUCGCCGGAUCUGUCCAGACCCUCGUGGUGUCUGCCAACGACUCCACCCAAGGAAAGGCUGAGGAGGAGACUCUGGUCGCCGCCGCCAAGGGUGUCGCUGCCACAACUGCCCGUCUUGUCGCUGCUAGCAGAGCCAAGGCUGACAUCAACAGUGCUUCCAACUCACAGCUGUCGCAGGCUGCCAAGCAAGUGUCUGGCGCCACCGCCCAGCUUGUCGAGGCUGCCAAGUCAGUUGGCCAACAGAUGGAGGAGGAGACUGCUUUUGAUUCAUCGAGCAUGUCCGUCACUGGACUCAAGGUGCACGAGAUGGAGGCUCAGGUCAAGAUUCUCAAACUGAAGAAGGAGUUGGAGCAGGCCGAGAAGAAGCUGUUCUCAAUCAGAAAGCAAGAGUACGCCGAUCAGACUGGACCAACCACUCCAGCCCCAGCCCCAACCCCCGCCCCAGUUGCCGCUGCACCAAAGCCAGUUGCCAAGGUCGCCCCAGGCCCACCACGUCCCGCUGUCUCACCCGCCACUGGACAGCCACUCAAGCCAGCUGCCAAGCUCCCACCAAGACCAUCUGUUGGUGCUGCCCCAUCUCCUGUCGCUGCUGCUCCAGCCCCAGUCCCAGCUGCCGCUCCAGCACCAGUUAAGCCAGCUGCCAAGCUUGCACCAAAGCCAGCUGCUGCACCAUCCAAUGCCACUACCAACGUCCCACUGAGUGAGCUCGUCAAGAAGCCAGCUCAUCUGGACUCCAACAACCUCGAGAACUAUCUGAGUGACUCAGACUUCCAGUCAAUGUUCAAGAUGCCAAGAGACGAGUUCGCUAAGCUUCCAGCAUGGAGGAAGAACAAGGAGAAGCAAGCCUUCGGACUGUUCUAA
Molecule: messenger RNA, 3084 nt
Organism: Acytostelium subglobosum LB1
Lineage: Eukaryota; Evosea; Eumycetozoa; Acytosteliales; Acytosteliaceae
Exons: 1
Coding region: 1-3084 (1027 amino acids)
Biological process (GO): cell-cell adhesion; cytoskeleton organization
Cellular component (GO): plasma membrane
Molecular function (GO): actin filament binding
Source: RefSeq, a predicted model, not a curated record